This is a messenger RNA of Argiope bruennichi, 1938 nucleotides long. RefSeq lists its product as uncharacterized. Lineage: Eukaryota; Metazoa; Arthropoda; Arachnida; Araneae; Araneidae. Gene Ontology annotation, molecular function: oxidoreductase activity, acting on metal ions. Bases 43 to 1290 code for a protein of 415 amino acids. The transcript is spliced from 7 exons. The record is from RefSeq and is a predicted model, not a curated record.
UUUUCCCUCGCGCGGACGUUAAAAAAAUACAUCGCCUUCGCAAUGAACACCCUACUCAUAAUCAGUUUCCUCUGCUUUGCUUUUUGCAAACAAUCACUUGCUUUCAUCAAUGGUUUCCCCAAAGAACAAUGCGAUGAAAUGGAUCCGACAAAAGUCAAACUAGAAGGGGCAAAAGGGGCACCCGACGCUGAAUUUAAUGAAACUGAAAGUAACCCAGAAGAUGCGCCCCCCACAUCUAUUCGAUUGUCAGAUUCCCUUAAUUUAUACAGAAUCGUUACGUCUUCUCCAAUGUACAGACGAGGACGGACAUUAGACAUUACUAUCCGCGGUCCAGAUUUCAACGCUUUCAUGCUUCAAGUUCGGAAAUUUGGAACAGAUGAACGACGUGGAUUCGAUCAGGCUGUUCGAGUGGGUGAGUUCGUCGAAUGGCCUAACAGUGUGAAACCGGUAAUGUGCGACAAGAAUGAGAAAAAUGCCCUCACGAAUAAAAAUUACGCAUCUAAAUCGGGCUUAACUUUCAAAUGGAAGGCGCCUAAUGAGGAUGUGGGGGAUAUUCAAAUUGUUGCGAGAUUCAUUUCCGGAGACGAAUAUUGGCAGAUAACAGAAAGCAGAGAAAUUCCUAUGAAUGAAUUCCCUGUAAACCUCAAAAACUGUGGGAAAGCAAAAUCUUGCAUUUUGUAUUCAGAAAACAAGGCGUCUUGCCACCAGGAUGACUGCGAUUACAUUCUCACCUACAGUGUAGUGAAUAACACCAACGUUGAGUUCGUUCUUGGAGGCUCAGCGAAAGCAGAACAAAACUAUCUAGCAGUUGGCUUUUCUACGACACCAGAGGCUGAAACCCUGAAAAUGAUUGCCUGCAUGAAAGCAAAGACAGUUGCUGAAAUUAAGUACUUUACUUUAAAUUCAAUGGAUGAAGGGCUCAUGGAAUACCCUAUGAGAUUAGAGAACAAAAAGAUGGAUUUAGAUGGUGACAGAAUGUGGUGCAGCUUUGUUGCUCCCAUGGUGACUCAAGGAGAGGAGGGCAAUGGAUUAGAUCUAAGCGUUCCACUGUUUCAAAUCUAUUUGAGAGGGCAGACUAACUACACAAGAGGCUCAAACUUCCCAAUUUUGCCUGCGAAAUACCUGACGUCUAAGAAGGAAGUUUCGGUCGACAAAAUUAAACUGCAGUACCACACUAUGGAGAAACCAAAACAACAAUCCAGCGCUGAAGCUCUGAACUAUCCAUUCUAUGUCCUGAUAUCUGCCGUUGUAACCAUCACUUUGUGGGAAAAUGUUAGAAGGAGUCUCUAAGAUACGAACCUUAAAGAACUUAUUUACUUGUUCCAUGAACACUACAGCACCACCGCAUAGAUUUAAGAUAUUGUCUGGUUUUUUAAGUUAUUAAUGUCCGACAUUUUGUCUCGAAUAUGUUUCUGUUGCCGAUAAGAGCACAUAUUAAACUAGUCUAUCACGUACUUAGUUUUUAUAACACUUAAAAUUGCUUACGAACUUUACACAUAGAGGAGGGAGAUAUUAAAAAUUAAUUGUAUGCUUUUCAGAUUAGCUUGCAAAUUGUAAUUGAAUUAAUAUGAAAACGCACAUUAGAGAGGUGUUACCAAUAAAAUAUUUUAAGCAGAGCAAGUUACAUAAGCCAAAAUGCUUAGCAGAAAAAAAUUGCGAAAGUCGAUACUUCUCUUUUUCGGGUGUUAUUAAUCUAUGUUAUUUCGGAUUAAUGUCUAAUGAAAUUAAAAAUAAAACAUAAAAUAAUUCAACGCAUUUAAUCAAUUUUACUGUGCGUUAUGUAAGAAUUAUAAGAAAAUGUAUUCUAAAAAUAUUGUAUAUCUUCGCGUAUUUUCUAAAUUUCAAUCUAAAAAUAUCUUUUCAUUUGUAAACAAUAAAAAUGUUUCCAUUUGCGAAAUUUGUACUUUCUCUCUGAAAUUGGAUUUCAAAUAAUCUUGC